Molecule: messenger RNA, 1952 nt
Organism: Cherax quadricarinatus
Lineage: Eukaryota; Metazoa; Arthropoda; Malacostraca; Decapoda; Parastacidae
Source: RefSeq, a predicted model, not a curated record
AUUCUCCUGUAUUAUGAGAAUUCUUUAAAUAACGUCUUUUUCUUUAAGGUAUUACGCACCGAAGGAGGAAUCCAGAGCUUCUUUCGAAAACAUGCUCCCUCAGAAACGGGUCCCUAUGGUAUUGCUGCAGAAGUAAUGGACACUUACAUAAAGUCUUGUGCUGGCUAUUGUGUUAUCACAUAUUUACUUGGAAUCGGUGAUCGACACUUGGAUAAUUUACUUUUAACAAGAAAUGGUAACCUCUUUCAUAUUGAUUUUGGAUACAUUCUUGGAAGGGACCCUAAGCCACUCCCACCCCCUAUGAAACUAAGCAAAGAGAUGGUUGAAGGUAUGGGAGGAGCACAGUCAGAACAUUAUCAUGAAUUUCGUAAGCUUUGUUAUACUGCUUUUCAUCAACUCCGUCGUCAUGCAAACUUAAUACUCAAUCUGUUCUCUCUUAUGGUGGAUGCAAAUGUGCCAGACAUUGCACUAGAGCCUGAUAAAACUGUGAAAAAAGUAGAGGACAAGUUUCGACUAGACUUGAGUGAUGAAGAGGCAGUCAGCUACAUGCAAGGCCUUAUUGAUGAUUCAGUUAAUGCUGUGGUAGCUGUAGUAGUGGAACAGCUGCAUAAGUUUGCUCAGUAUAUUCGAAAAUAGUCUCUUGAUGAGAAAAUGUGAUGUAUUGAUUAUAUAAUCUAAUUUGGAUUAUCCUUCCAUCAGUACUGUUGUAUAGUGUGACCCCUUUUUUUAAUAAUAUCACUAUGAUGGUAUAUUGCUAUGUUAACCCUUUCAGGGUCGACUGGCCCUCUCCCAGACUUGUUCUCAGGGUCGAAAAAUAUUUGAAAAAAAAAAAAAGUUUUUUUUUUUUCUAAACAUUUUAGGCUAAAAAAAUUUUUUUUUUUUGCCCUCACUACUUGCCGAGAUAUGGGGGCGUGAGUUGGCAGAAAUUGAACUGCAUAUGGCAACAUCACUGACUGCCGGUCACCCGGUAAUCAUUUAUUUAGUUUUUUCUACUUUUUUCUAUUAUUUUUAAUAUUUUUUUCUUUUCAAGUAAAUUUUAUGGUCCGUGAGACCAAUAUGAGCACUAUUUUGUAUAUACGUAUUUACUUUUUCUAUACUACACAAUAAAUGGACAAACCACUGUUGUCAUUAUAUUGUUUACAAAACAUGUUUACACAAACGAACAAUGUAAAAUGUUGUUUAUUACUAUUUUUUAAAUUUUAUAUACACAUAUAAGAGUCACUAGACAUAUUUCUAGAAGUUCUGCAGCCUGUGGAACCCUUUGAAACACGGUGUCAUGCACAGUGGUGUUUCACACUCCUCACACAUAAAACGAGUGCCUCUGCAUUUUUGUGGGAGUUUUUUUUUUGUAUGUGCACAGACAAAACACCUCUUCUGAGCCUUUUUCUUCAAAGCAGUAGCAGGCAGUUGUAUUAGGAAGUUAUCACCAUGCCUCAGACGAGAGGGUAGUUGAUGAUCAGUUCGCAGGUGUUGUUAUUUGGUACUUGAAUAAUAUUUGUCUGAUGACAGACAAACAAAAUUGACCAUGUGGUUGUUUAUUUCUGGUCUUCAACUUGUACACAUUAUAAGCAUUCAGCAUGGAAAUGUCCACAAGAUGAAAAAAGUUUUAUGUACCACUUAUAACUCUUGGGAACACAAUCAACACACCCAAUUUGCAUAUCACAUUUGUCCACUGAGCGCAUAUUGAGAGUGUAGUCCAUCACAGCUGCAGGUUUUAGAAUGGGUUCAUUGGUCUCUCUGCUGCCUGCCAGUGUCCGUCAUUUCGUUUCGGUGAACUGAUGACAACAGUGUGACAUCUAGUUUGCCAUGCCACCGAAAUGCCAUGAUGUCAUUGGCAGCAAACGCCUGCACCUCGUCUCUACGAGUGCCAGCAUCGAACCUGGGCAUAUGUUUACAAUUUCUACUCACUGUGCCACACACAUCUAUCAUAUUCACUCGCAAAAAAUCACCGA